Molecule: messenger RNA, 1976 nt
Organism: Gasterosteus aculeatus aculeatus (three-spined stickleback)
Lineage: Eukaryota; Metazoa; Chordata; Actinopteri; Perciformes; Gasterosteidae
Gene: mbd3a
Product: methyl-CpG binding domain protein 3a
Biological process (GO): negative regulation of transcription by RNA polymerase II; DNA methylation-dependent constitutive heterochromatin formation
Cellular component (GO): nucleus
Molecular function (GO): methyl-CpG binding
Source: RefSeq, a predicted model, not a curated record
CCCGUGGCGGAGUGAUCUGCUGUUGUGGAGGUCCUGACGGGAGACAGGCAGUGGAUCGAUAACAAACCGGGCUCGGUGAAAAACUAUGAGUGCAACAAUAGGCAGCUAGCUGGCUUCUUAUCUUUUAUGAGCCCGAACCCCCGGCAAGCAGAUCCACACAACCGAGACCAUGGAAAGAAAAGGCGUUCCCAUUAAGCGCAUCCUCAACAAGCCCCAGAUAGUCCGCAGCCUGGGCAGCAACCUUCACGCGGAUGUGAACGCCAGCCACUCCCGGGCCGGCUGGUCGCUGCUGACCAAAGGGCAGCGCAGCAGGCACAAGAAUCUGUACGAGGUCAACCAUCAAAUCAGGAACAAGCCGGAUUUAAACACAACACUACCAGUUCGACAGACGGCUUCCAUCUUCAAACAACCAGUCACCAAGGUUACCAAUCACCCCAACAACAAGGUGAAGACGGACCCGCAGAAGGCUGUGGACCAGCCGAAACAAUUGUUCUGGGAGAGGAAGUUGGGCGGUUUAAAUGCGUUUGAUAUCGCCGAGGAGCUGGUGAAAACGAUGGAUCUUCCCAAAGGCCUACAGGGCGUCGGGCCGGCGUGUUCGGAUAAAACACUUCUUUCUGCCAUCGCCAGCGCUCUGCACACCAGCCCCUCACCUGUCACUGGACAACUCACGGCCGCUGUGGAGAAAAACCCCGGAGUCUGGCUCAACACGUCGCAACCUCUCUGCAAAGCCUUUGUGGUGACGGAUGAGGACAUCAGGAAGCAGGAGGACCUGGUGCAGAACGUGCGGCGGCGCCUGGAGGAAGCCCUCACAGCCGACAUGUUGGCUCACAUAGAGGACACCACUGCAGCCGCAGCCGCAGCCAACAAAGCGCUGGAGAAGGUGGAGCAGGUGGACAAGGAGGAAUUAUAGCCAAGGUACACGCGACUUCAGAGCCGGUUCUGUUGGUCCACCCGUUUCCUCUGUUUGAUCGUCCUGCGUCGUGAAGAUCUUCAGUACAUCUAACGCGUCUCUCUGUCUCGGCUCCGCCACAGGCUUGUUUGAGAUGAAGUUUGCUGGUAAACUCCUUUCCUUUUCAAAUAAUUGGCUCCAUGAAGAUUUUUAUACACUUUGAGAUGAAAUAGACGGUAAAUGCAGACGUUCUACCCAUUUUGUUUACCUAAACUGAAACUGUUUUCUUUAAUAUUAUUAUUAUUUCUUUUUUUUUUACGUUCAACGGUGUAAUUCUGGAAGGGUGCUUUGGAUUUCCAGUUCAUUUUGACCUCUCCCGAUGUAAGGCAACUUUCUUUAGACUCUACAUACUGUUUCAUGUCUCGAUGACGUCACCAUUUCAUCGUGGAUACUUUGUCGAAUCAAAACAAAAUGACUGUUCCUGUAAGUAGUUUUACUUUUAAGGAAGUUUACGGCAGUUGUGGAUGAUUCUCUACACAAUGCAGUGUUACAGUUUGUAAACAGCUGUUAAAGCUCAAAGUAAAAAAAAAAAAAAAGUAAAAAAAAAAAGAUGUGUUUUGUGUGUGUGCACGCGUGUGUGUUUGUAUUGAAUGUAUAAUUUCAUGUCGCCAUCUUAAGUGUGUUUCUUUUUUGACAUCUUUCUUUUUUUAUAUUUUACUCUGGCGCUGCAGGUGUAUCGUGUUUAUGUUUGGAAGCAUAGAAAGGUUGCAGUAUGUUUACAUGCACAUGGCACUGUUGUGGAUGUGAAUAAUCAAAUUUAGUUUAAAGCAGUGUUAUUUCUCACAAUAACUCGAGUUUACAUGGUUUUGAAGUUCAAGUCUGGGUGUUUUUGUUGACUAAAGAAUUAUCAGUACUGUUUGCCGGCUACAUUUGAGUUUUAUAUGUAACAGAAAAAGUGUGUACCUUCAGAAAAUACAGAAACCAAUAAAACACUGAUGUAACUUGCCUCAAGAUGUUCUGUACCUCAUUACAAGAAUCAUUAUUUGUCUCCAUACCACUGUGAAAUAAAUGCAGCUCUUUCACGGCG